AUGCAGAACGUUCCGAUUAAACAAAAGCAUCAUCUUGAAAUUCGGCGGACUCCUCGAAGAACACAAAUGGACUCUUUGGGCUUUUCAGUGUGGGAGGACAGCAGUUACAUCCUAAGUGAUCCUGGUGUUCGGAGUCUUCUGCCAUUAAUUUUCCUUGGAUGCUGCACCAGAGCACAAGAUGUGCAUGUCUGCAGUCACACAACAGCACUACUGAAGUUCCCUACCAAUGGCAUUCGUAACGAUUGGCUAGUCCUCUACCACAACACCGAUGUCAUUGUGCAUAGCACAAAAUAUAGUGAAGUGCCAUUCUGUGCAGAGCCACAGCCUGAAGAGCACAAGAUACAUCUGUGCAAAAUGGGAGAUGGAAAAACACUGCAUUGUGUCAUAAAAAAUGUAACAAACACUGACGCUGGAAACUACGAGCUGGAGUACGGUGACUCGCCCUACAUAGCCAACCUAAAAGUUCAAGAGUGUGCCACUCAGAAGAUCAGCACUAAAACACCUGAUGUUCUUCAAAAAGCUCAGACCAGUACUACAAAUUCAGGACGCUCCAACGUGACAAAACCGCACCAAAAAGAGUUAAACGACCUCAUCGACCGCCAUGAGUCUGACAGAAUGCAGUGGAUGUGUCCCGAAUCCUGA
Molecule: messenger RNA, 642 nt
Organism: Erpetoichthys calabaricus (reedfish)
Lineage: Eukaryota; Metazoa; Chordata; Cladistia; Polypteriformes; Polypteridae
Exons: 7
Coding region: 1-642 (213 amino acids)
Source: RefSeq, a predicted model, not a curated record